CCAUUUUCUCUUGGGUUUGAAUUCUCUUCAUUUAAGUUAACGACUUUUUCUCCAUUGCAACAGUGAACAGUUAAAUCUUUUGACAAUUUGUUUUCUCUUCACUUUGACAAUUAGUUGAUUCAGUUUUGUUUUUUUUUCUUUUUCGUAAUUAUUUUAUCACCAAUUGAUUCUCAAGUGAUCAUUGAUUCACAUUAUUAUCGAAAGGUAAUACUUUGGUGUCUCAUUUGAUUUAUUCAUUGGUAUUUACUUUGUUUCUCUUCAGACUUGAUUGCACUUGGUUGGAAAGUACAAAUAUACUACUUAUAUUUAUAAAACUUAAACAAAGUUAUAUCAAGAACUAAAACCAUGGCUGUUACACGAAACCAAAGUAAAGGUGAUUCAGUUACUUCUACUCCGAUGAAAAGUCCUUCACCCUCAUCAAGCUAUUCAGGACGAAAAUCAGUUCGAUCUCGAAUCGAUCCAACCACAAAUUUAACCUUUGGAUCGAUUGUCACAAUCGGCAUAGUUGCCUCCAUAAUCUUACAAGUUUCUCUUGCUUACCUGGUGAUGAACGAUAAGAUCAAACUUAAUGGAAAAACAACCGUCCAAUCGCUUAUGACUUUGGGUAAUCGGCUUGAAUACAUCCUGCGAUUUCAAGCAAUUCAUGUUGUCUGGUUGGUCAUUACGACAGCUUUGGUUGUCUUUAGUCGACUUUCAACCGGUGCUGUUAAUCCACUUGAGGGAUUUGAGAACUUGGUCAUUUCAGCGAAACAAGUUCAUACCAAUUCGAUGGAACAAUUUUUACUCAUCUUUGUCAAUCAGCUUAUUCUUGCCACCAAUUUAGCUCCAGACAUUUUCAUCCGAGUAAUUCCACUUCUCAAUAUUCUCUUUGCCAUUUCUCGAGUUCUUUUCUGGCUUGGUUAUCCUAAAUAUCGAACUUGUGGCUUCUUCAGCGGAAUGACUCCAAUCACAUUAACGACCAUUUAUAAUGCUUACGCUCUCAUUAACUUUCUCUUCUAAUUCUCUUUUUUAACUAUAAUCAUUUUAUAUUUAAUCUAUUUUUCUAAACCAUCAAUCCAACAAUAUAUCCUCCUAAUUAACUCGCCAAUAAUAUGAUAUCCUUUGUUAGGAGUCUUCAAAGACAACAACAAUUAACACUUUUUUCAACUAUCUGCUUCUAAUUGCAUGUCUCUUUCUCUACUGUAUCCACUUAAUAAGAUUUUCUUUACUUUAAAUUAACUUUAAAUGAGUAGCUUACCAACAAUGAUUAUCAUUGUUGAUCAACCACUCAAUUAAAUUUGAUUAUUGACUCAAUUGUGAAUCAAUUUUUAUGUUUUAAUUGUGGAUUUAAGUUGGCUCCAACUCAUCAUCAAAUUUAUCCAGUGACUUAAUUUUGUAUCCCGAGUGAAAAUCUAUGGAGAGCCAGAUAAUAAUGGAGGAAAAUGACGAAAAUAAUGAAACAUUGAGUGAACAAUUUGCCGAUGGAGAAGCUUCAAUUGAAUCCAACCAACGACCAUCAUCGAUUCCUGAUUGGCAAGAAUUAUGUCAAGCAAUUGAAUCUGUUUUGACUAUUACACCAGUCGAGGAUCCGGAAGCUGAAAGAUUGGAAAGAAUCUUGGAUACCGUUAAUGAUUAUAUUAACUCCGAGUUUGUGGACAUGGAAAUUCCCGAAGUUGAUAAAAUAAAAAAGAAAAUUGCUCAAUUUUCAAAUUCAAUCUCAUCAAUACUCACCAAGAUCAGAAAAUAUUCCCCAGUACCUUUAACUACAGCCGAAGCAUCAUCAUUAUCAUCAUUAGACUAAUUCUAAUUGAUUGAAAACUGUCAAGGUUACAACAAACGAUUCUAUUGAAAAGUUGUAUCAACAAAAUUAUGUUUGUCUUACCAUAACACUAAUUCACUGAUGAAAAUAAAAUGAUUAAUCUAAACAUCGAUUAACCCUUUUGAGAUGA
Molecule: messenger RNA, 1928 nt
Organism: Panonychus citri (citrus red mite)
Lineage: Eukaryota; Metazoa; Arthropoda; Arachnida; Trombidiformes; Tetranychidae
Product: transmembrane protein 79-like
Exons: 3
Coding region: 346-999 (217 amino acids)
Biological process (GO): regulated exocytosis
Cellular component (GO): lysosomal membrane; trans-Golgi network membrane
Source: RefSeq, a predicted model, not a curated record